Messenger RNA from Rattus norvegicus (Norway rat), 2113 nucleotides. RefSeq names its product developing brain homeobox 1 (gene Dbx1). Bases 136 to 1143 code for a protein of 335 amino acids. Gene Ontology annotation, cellular component: nucleus. NCBI's taxonomy places the organism in Eukaryota, Metazoa, Chordata, Mammalia, Rodentia, Muridae. Gene Ontology annotation, biological process: regulation of DNA-templated transcription; cell differentiation in spinal cord. The transcript is spliced from 4 exons. The record is from RefSeq and is marked validated. Gene Ontology annotation, molecular function: DNA-binding transcription factor activity, RNA polymerase II-specific; DNA binding.
AGAAGACUUGCAGACGCCCAAGUAGGACGGUUACCAGGAUACUGAGCUGAAGAGGGCACCGCGGGAGGGGUGGGAAGCCAGGAGCUUGCCCUCCGGCCAAGGAAAGGGGGCUACAGCACCAGCCCCGCUCUGACCAUGAUGUUCCCCGGCCUCCUUGCGCCCCCCGCGGGAUACCCUAGCCUCCUGCGACCCACGCCCACCUUAACACUGCCCCAGUCCCUUCAAUCCGCAUUUUCUGGCCACUCUAGUUUCCUAGUAGAAGAUUUGAUCCGCAUCAGCCGGCCCCCCACCUACCUGCCCCGCAGCAUACCCACUGCCAGCCUGUCACCCCCGAGGCAGGAGGCCCCCACAGCCCUCGCCGACUCUGGGACCUCGGACCUGGGCUCUCCUGGGUCCGGGAGCCGGAGGGGCAGUUCUCCACAGACCGCCCUCUCCCCGGCCAGCGAGCCCACGUUUCUGAAGUUUGGGGUGAAUGCCAUCCUUUCGUCCGCGCCCAGAAGAGAAACUUCGCCGGCUUUGCUGCAGAGUCCCCCUCCCAAGACGUUCGCCUUUCCAUACUUCGAAGGCUCGUUCCAACCCUUCAUCAGAUCCUCCUAUUUUCCAGCUUCCUCCAGCGUCGUGCCUAUUCCUGGUACCUUCUCCUGGCCGCUGGCCGCUCGCGGCAAGCCUCGCCGGGGCAUGCUGCGCAGAGCCGUGUUCUCUGACGUGCAGCGAAAAGCCCUGGAGAAGACGUUUCAGAAACAGAAGUACAUCAGCAAGCCAGACCGGAAAAAGCUGGCUUCCAAGCUGGGCUUGAAGGACUCGCAGGUGAAAAUCUGGUUCCAGAAUCGACGCAUGAAGUGGCGGAACUCCAAAGAGCGGGAGCUCCUGUCUAGCGGGGGCUGCCGAGAGCAGACCCUCCCUACAAAACUGAACCCUCAUCCGGACCUCAGUGAUGUAGGCCAGAAGGGCCCUGGGGAUGAGGAGGAAGAUAGUCCUGGUGCCAGCCUGGCCUACCAUGCACCCCCAGAUCCUCGACACCUGCUGGAAGGGCCACUGCCUGCCUCGCCAGCGCACUCGAGCAGCCCGGGUAAACCCUCAGACUUCUCUGAUUCUGAUGAGGAUGAGGAAGGUGAGGAGGACGAGGAAAUCACUGUGUCCUAGGAGCCCCUGCAGCGGCUCUGGUGCUGUUGCAAUUGGAAACUGGAGAGGGAACGCCCACGUGGCCACCUCUGUACAGGAUCCAGGAUCCUGCCUCUUCUCAGAACAGAUCCACCACCUCCUCAGGGGUGGCGCCACCCUUUCUGUUGUUCCAGAGACAUUUCCUUGCUGCUGCCACCUCUAAAUAGCCCUUCCCACAGACGUGUGGGUCUUUUUCCCAAGGGCAACAUUGGAUCUAUUUAUUGCAAAUUAUUUUACACCGUGUGCAGGGCGUGUAUGGAGAGGGGUGUCUCUAGUCUCGCUACCAGCGCUUACCGUGAGCCAGGUCCUAUCAAACACCACGCCUCUGACCCUUAACUUCCUGGAUGGCCACCUUUCCGGAAGUAUCCGUCAGCCAUCCGGGUCUUCUCACAUAAGAGAUUCCACAAGAGAGUGAGGGCACAGCCACGCCUCCCUGCCUAAGGGAAAGCACUAAGGGGUUUUCUUGAUGCUUCUUUGGCGGGAGGAAGUGAUUUCUCUCUGUAGAGAAGGGCGUGUCUCUGUUUCUAUGCUACUUUGAAACAUUUAAACUUUCUCUACACCUAGGACAUGUGCGCCCCGGCGCUCUGCUUUGUGUUCUUUUGCUAUUUCAAGGGGAGCCUUUUGCCGAACUGCCAGCUGGCACUGGGGUGUGGACUUGUCUGCCUCUCUGACGCGCUUCACCCAGCUUUGCUGUCCAUGCGGCUUCCAUGCGUUGUGCUCUACUGUGUAUCUAUAUUUUGUAUGGAUAUUUUAUACGGAGGUUAUUGUGAAUGACCACAAUGAAGGGCUGGCUGCGUAUUUUUCUCUGCAAUGGUCUUUAAAGUUUGAAAGGGUAGCUGUGUAACUUCAUAAUUUAUAAGGAAAUGCUUAUUUUGUAUUUUUUACCAUGUACAGACUUUUUAUAUAUGUAUAUAUGUAUCAAAUGGACAAAUGCCAAAUAAAAAGUAGAAUG